CUUACUUGGUUUAUGAGUUUGUGUGCUUUAAAGCACACAAAUGGAAUCAUACCACAAAACGCAAGCAUCAAUCUUCUCCAUGAGUUGAGAAAAGGUUCAAAGUUUUUUAUUGUUGAGGAAUCUCAUUUCUUCAAAGUCUCUCGGGAAAUGAUGAUGACGACGAUCAUCAACUCCUCAUGAGCACCAGGCAUUGUCUUUUUGUACCACAUUGUUUCCGCAUUAACGCUGUCCUCGAGUCUCAAUCUCGUUUUCGUGAUCUUCCGUCACCUAAUUAUGUAUAGUUGCUCUUUUACAUAGUAAAAUCAUAGUAAAUCAAUAUGACUAGUUGCACCAACGAUAAAUAUCCAUGAAGCUACCCGGACUGAAUAAAUAAAGGUGGACUUUACAUAUUCAAUUAGUAGUGACCAAUUUAAUACUAUGGUGUCAACAGUAAAAACAGCAGUGUCCAAGUGCCUCAUCAGUGUAAUUGUUACGAGUGCACAAUAAUGGUGCAAGUGAUUGUAAAGAUGUUGUUUUUACUCGUUUUACUAAUUCUUUUCCAACCCGGCUCAUACAACUUUCUUUGUGCAACAAAGACUACUUCGACCAUUGUUUCAACUACUAAUCUUAAGAGCAUAAUAUUAAAAACUACGGGUGUUGUGACAGAAAACAAAAGCACUAAGUCGUCUCAAAUUACAUCUUCUCCGUGGCAUGGAAUAAGCCAACAUUUUGUUACGAAUUACUUUUUUACUCUAAAUAGUUCCUCAAACAUUCGAAACAGUGCACGUUUUCAUGAGCAUAGCACUAAUACGGAUCCACAUCGGUUACUUUUUCUUGACCAAAAGCAAUUGGAAUUGAAGAAACGGGCGGAAAGAGACCGAAAUAAGAAGCUAAAAGUAUCAAGACAGUUUGAAGUAGUUAAUUCCAGCUCAUUACAUGGGAGAUUAGUUCAAAGCACAAAUACCAUUCGGAGUUUUUACCACGAUACAGGAAAUGAGGCCGAGUUGGAAGGUUUCCAUUCUCACGUGACCUUUGACAUCUCACCAAUCCCAUCAAAUGAAAAGAUUACAAUAGCACAACUUCAGCUCCUAUUCGCAGUUUCCAAACGAAACAGGAACGUGUCCAACGUCACUAUUCAAAUUGUGGUGCAUGACCUCGUGAAAGUAGUUCAACCUUCGAAAACAACAUCAACAAUUGGCCAAAUCAGCCUUCCCAUUGACGCCAAGAUGCUAAAACUGAGCAAAUUGGAUUCCAACUUUUGGCUCAACUUUGACGUAAUCUCUGCCGUAAGCAGAAUCCAGCAUCAGUCCAGAAAGAGAAAACUUUCACUUGGCAUUGAACUCAUUGUCCACGAUGGAAACUUAUUGUCUUUAGAACCGGAAAUUCAAAACUAUAUUCGAGUAAAGCGGUCAUCAUUAUUAAAUCUACCAAAUAAUCAAUCCAAACCUUCAACGUUUUCACAACUCCAUACGUACGCUGAUGAUCGCAAUCGUCCGAGACAGUUCAACGUGAAGAAGGAGAAGCCCCUUUCUCGAGGCCAUAGAUCUCAUAGGAAUCACAGACGAAAAAAUCAUCGAUUAAAAAAUAGGAACAUUUGUUCCAGAAAGAGAAUGUUUGUGGAUUUCACAGAUGUUGGCUGGAAUGAUUGGAUUGUUGCUCCUCCAGGUUAUCAAGCGUUUUACUGUUCUGGAGAGUGUCCGUUCCCGUUGGCAGAGCACCUCAACGCCACAAACCAUGCCGUGAUCCAGGCGCUGGUGAACUCCAUGAGUCCAGGACGCGUGCCCCCGCCUUGCUGCGUCCCCAAACGCUACUCCUCCCUCUCACUUCUCUACACGGACAGCUCCGACAGAAUUGUGCUAAAACACUACAAGGAGAUGAUCGUCGAAAGUUGUGGCUGCAGUUGAAGUCUGCACACCUCCAUUCGUAAAGAAUGUAAAGGCAAGAAAUUAUAAAAAUGUGGUGGGCCUCAAAAUUUAUGUGUUUAUUUGAUGUAGUAAAAACAUGUAUCAUUAUUAUUGUUAUUGCAUAAUUAGGCCCUGGUGUAACAAUGUCUUACUAUAUAAAUAUUAGGUUUCAAUCGUCGUUACCAAAAACUGAGAAACAUGCCAUAAAUUAGGGUACGAUGUAAAUAGGGAUUGCCGACUAACUUGAUAGACCGCGUUAUGAGAGAGUAUAUUACAGCCUUUUUAUUUUUGUAAAAACUUUUUGUUGUUUGUGUAAAGAUGGAUUUUACAAACAUUUACACUUUUUGUGUGUAACAUGCCUGAUAUUGUAAUUGAUUUCUUUAUUGUUUGUUAUAUUCCUCCCCCAUUAAUUUUACUUGUACAUUACACGCACAUUUCACAUCUUUAUUUUUUAAUCGGUCUGCAAGGGAAGCUAAACAAGGAAGGAAGGAAAGAAAGUCAUUCACGAGUCUCUGAAUUAAAGUGCUCAUGCAUUCACUUGUAUUAUUAUUUUUAUUAUCUGCUACAUAUUCGUUGAGCCUUCCUUCGCAGAGAAGAAACUAAUUUUCAGACCCAUCACAACUCAACUCGAUGAAGUCAUUGUAGAUGAGUUUAUGUGCUUAUGCUCAACUUAAGAAGAAAUAAAAGCUGAACAAGAUGUUAAAGUCAGA
This is a messenger RNA of Folsomia candida, 2593 nucleotides long. RefSeq names its product protein decapentaplegic. Bases 486 to 1883 code for a protein of 465 amino acids. Lineage: Eukaryota; Metazoa; Arthropoda; Collembola; Entomobryomorpha; Isotomidae. Gene Ontology annotation, biological process: BMP signaling pathway; SMAD protein signal transduction. Gene Ontology annotation, molecular function: growth factor activity; cytokine activity. The record is from RefSeq and is a predicted model, not a curated record. The transcript is spliced from 4 exons. Gene Ontology annotation, cellular component: extracellular region.